CGGGAAUCGCACAAUGUGUAGUGUUAGUCUGUCCGUCCAGUUGAUGUCUGUGAUUCGCGACGAAAAGCGAGAGUUUUCCUUCCCGCCCAGUGAAUUUGAGAGUGAUUUUCCGCAACGAAAAUGAAGUGUCUUCUGCUCGUCGUUGGCCUGGUGGGGUUGGCCGUUUCCGUUAGCGCAAACUUUUGCUUCGUCUGCUCCACCCAAACCGACCCCAGCUGCUUGAUCCCCGAGGGUGCCCAGCUGAUGCGGGACUGCAAUGUGAUCGCCAACAACAACACCUGCUACACUCGAAUUGUUGAUCGUCACGUGGUCCGCGGAUGUUCGUCAUCGCUGAGCCGCGAAGACUUUGUAAACUGCAACAGCGAAACCGAGUGCGAGCUGUGCCAUGACGUGGCGAAUCAGGGCCGGUGCAACGGAGCGGUAUUUCCGGAGCACAGACUUCACUGCCACCAGUGCAGCGGUUCGAUCAACUCGACCUGCGGCCAGGAGAUUGUGACCGCGGCCCAGCUGUGCCGGUUCUACGACGCGGACGAUCAGUGCUUUGUGAGCGUCGUCGGUGACCUGGUCGAGCGCGGCUGCCUCUCGGAGAGUGACUUUUGCCGGGUGGGCCAAACGUGCCACACCUGCGAUGGGCAUGGCUGUAACUUCAAGCACUACGAGGACGGCGCCAUGAGCGUGGUCAUCUCGCUGAAGACCCUGCUGAUGGCGCUGCUGGCCGCUAUGGCGUACGGUAGCUUCAGACAGUGAGGGGAAGUCGUGUUGGUGUUCGAAGCUUAGAUAUUAGAGCGAAUAAUUGAUGGCAUUGCUGUAAUCGGCCUUGGCACGUGUCGAAUAUAAUCGUGUCCCUUUGACACCAGUUUGAAAUGCGUAUGAAAAUUGAACAAAAA
Culex pipiens pallens (northern house mosquito) is the source of this 887-nucleotide messenger RNA. RefSeq lists its product as uncharacterized. The record is from RefSeq and is a predicted model, not a curated record. Lineage: Eukaryota; Metazoa; Arthropoda; Insecta; Diptera; Culicidae. Bases 121 to 747 code for a protein of 208 amino acids. The transcript is spliced from 4 exons.